Trichomycterus rosablanca is the source of this 1331-nucleotide messenger RNA. It is a transcript of the gene iah1, whose product is annotated as isoamyl acetate hydrolyzing esterase 1 (putative). The coding region runs from base 328 to 1047 and encodes 239 amino acids. The transcript has 7 exons. The record is from RefSeq and is a predicted model, not a curated record. Lineage: Eukaryota; Metazoa; Chordata; Actinopteri; Siluriformes; Trichomycteridae. Gene Ontology annotation, molecular function: hydrolase activity, acting on ester bonds.
ACCGUCUGAGCAAUUGAGGGUUAAGGGCCAAACAGUGUCAACCUGGCAGUGGUGGGGCUUGAACCAGUGACCUUCUGAUUACUAGUCCAGUAUCUUAACCACUAGGCUACAACUUGCUCAUACUUUAUUUGACCUCUUGGGAGUUGCUUGCUGGUGGUUGAUCUCAUAUCACAUGUAAGAUGUAAGAAGAUUAAAUAGUACUUUACGUACGGUCAGCAUGUGUGGAUUUCACCAGAUGGCAGAGUUGAGUAGAUUAUAUACUGAUUGUCACUAAAGUGAAACAAGGAAGAAGACUGUUUAAAGUCAAGUCUAUUUUCAUGUGUUACAAUGUCCAAAAUAAAGAGUAUUGUUUGGCCUCAGGUGCUUCUGUUUGGAGAUUCAAUUACACAGUUUGCUUUCCAGCCAAAUGGAUGGGGCUGUGAAUUAGCUAACAAACUUGCAAGAAAAUGUGAUGUGGUGAACAGAGGACUGUCUGGAUACAACACUCGGUGGGCUAAAGUGGUUCUUCCCCGCAUUGUCUCAAAUAAUGGUGCCUCUUCUAUUGUGGCAGUCACUGUGUUCUUUGGUGCCAACGACUCUUCCCUGCAAGAUAAGAACCCACAGCAGCACAUUCCCUGUGAGGAAUACUCAGAGAAUUUAAAGGACAUUGUUAAAUAUUUGGCUUCUUCUGGCAUACCAAAGGACAAGGUCAUAUUCAUUACUCCUCCACCAAUUCAUGAAGAGCACUGGGAGAAAGAGUGCAUCACAAAAGGCUGGCCUCUGAAUCGCCAUAACUCUGUAACUGGUCAGUAUGCUCAGAAGUGUGUCCAGGCAGCAGGCGAGUGUGGAGUAGACGUACUUGACCUCUGGUCUCUUAUGCAGAAAGAUGGACAGGAUUUCUCAGUCUAUCUCUCCGAUGGAUUGCACCUCUCUGAGAAGGGUAACCAGUUUGUUGGCCAGCAUGUGUGGAAACUGUUAGAGAGUAAAGUGGCUCAUCUACCCUUCAUCCUUCCUUACUGGGCUGAUGUGGACUGUAAGAACCCAGAGAACAGCCUGCUGUCUGAUUAGACUAAAUAGAUCUGAGCCAGUUUUAGCAACCCGAGUUAGAAGCAUUUUUACUGGUUAUUUAAAAUAACUGUGUUAAUGAUGUUUGCACUCAAGUUGCAUUCCAGAAAGCCAGUCAUGCUAGUGAUCGAUGUUCAGCACAGUAUGUUUAUGCACAACUCUAAUCCAGUUAUUGUUACUGUUAUAGGAUUUUAAGCAAUUUCAUAAAACUGACGGAUUUUAGCUCAUGGAAUUAGGUAUACAGUGUUAAAAAAAAUAAAACAGUCCAGGAGUCUGUGGUGCAGAAA